Molecule: messenger RNA, 1485 nt
Organism: Aspergillus pseudoviridinutans
Lineage: Eukaryota; Fungi; Ascomycota; Eurotiomycetes; Eurotiales; Aspergillaceae
Exons: 3
Coding region: 1-1485 (494 amino acids)
Source: RefSeq, a predicted model, not a curated record
AUGGACGUGUUCCCUCUCUCGCCUGAGUUUGAAUGCGAGGAUCCAUUUGAGACUACCGUUGGACAUGACGAUAUCGAAGAGAGUGAAGAUGAGGAUCUGCCUUGGGCUGACCAGAAAGUCAAAGAAAUCACCGCGGCCGAGCUUCAGGACUUUGCCCAACUGAUGGACGAAUUUGCCAAAGGAUUCGAUCCCGACUCCCUUACUCGAGAGAUCAUGGCUAUGCUACCACUGCUCGAGGAAGAUCUAUUCCCCAGCUCCUUCGCCCAUCUCUUGAUCCUCCUUCUUCAGACCGACGGCAAGAUCGAAACCGCCCAAGUGAAGCUAGUUCGGUGGCUUCGUGCUCGUUAUCCCAUUGCUCUAUGUGAGCCAAGCGAGACUCAACUGGUCGAUGAGACGUUCUUCAUGUCCGAGAUAGAGAUGUUGAGACGGCUGCUAUCGACUUUGCGUGGAGACGAUGACAAGACCAUAUAUUGGAUCAACUGCAGGCCCUUUGAGAUUGGCAAGUCCUGCGAGACACUUGAAGCGUCCAUUAAGGUGAUUCGAGCGUUCGAGCGUGACAUGCGGUCUGCAACGGAGGAGAUUGAUGAGGAAAGACACUUCUAUAGUGAUCUCCCCGUCUGUACUGAGCGCACGGUGUUGACAAGCAUKAGGGCACAGCGGUGUGACAGUUCUCAGGCAUGCAUUGGCUGGAACAACUAUCUGUCCUCUGAAAUUGAGCUCACAAGGUUCCAUCAGUUUUUCAAACACCAUGUCAUGGAGCAUGACCCUGAUAAGGCUCGUGGAUUUGGAUGGCUGCCACCAGAACAUAUCAGGAUCCCUCGCUCGUCAUCUACCGGUGCUGAUCUUGUCGAUGUGUCUGAUUGGCCUCUGGACGAUCAUCAGAAAAAAAUCAUGAGUCUGCUGUUCAAGGUUGCUCAGUGGCUUGGUCUAGCGAGAGGACUAGCGGCCGUUCAUCUCUUUUGCGACGUUGCUCGUAACUUUACCAUCCACAAGCCCUCUGAGAAACCGAGUGCCAGCUACAUCCUCUUCAUGCAGAAACUUGCCGAGGUCAGACUGUGCCCCAGCUCGAUUAAAUCCCAGGUCCCGACGCCAUUUCCCUACGACGACGAGAUCUACGCGAACCGCAACCCGGCCUUCUUUAUUGACGUCUUCAGAUCUGCCAAAAUUUUGGUGUGGUGCCAGGUUGAGAUGGCCUCUUUUCUGAAGAAGAGCGACAAGAAGCAGGGCUAUUCUAACCACGGCACCUCUGGUCGCCAAUCUUCCAAGGGCAUGCAGAUUCGUAUGGUCACUGAAUUCCCCGAAAUUCAUGGAUCUCUCGCUGGAGCAUGGGAGGGCAAUCGCACACAGAAUAUGGCAAAGAGAACCAGUCCAUUGGCUAUUCCUUCUGCAAGCCUUCUUGCUGAUGAAACAGCUCUUGACCAUCCUGCUUCCCCAGAGGAACAGCAAUUGGUUUAUCACUUCGCAGGUUACGCACGUUCCAUCUAG